UUUCGAGCAGUUUUUGUGUUCAGGACGGUUUAAAAAUCUUGUAUCAAUUAUGUCUGGACGUGGCAAAGGUGGAAAAGUGAAGGGAAAAUCAAAGACUCGUUCCAGCCGCGCUGGUCUUCAGUUCCCAGUUGGAAGAAUCCAUCGUCUUCUCCGCAAGGGGAACUAUGCUGAACGAGUUGGUGCCGGAGCUCCAGUUUACUUGGCAGCUGUUAUGGAAUAUUUGGCCGCCGAAGUUUUGGAAUUGGCUGGAAAUGCUGCCCGUGACAACAAAAAGACGAGAAUCAUCCCUCGUCAUUUGCAAUUGGCUAUCAGAAACGAUGAGGAAUUAAACAAACUUCUUUCUGGAGUCACCAUUGCCCAAGGUGGUGUCCUACCAAACAUCCAGGCUGUUCUUUUGCCCAAGAAGACCGAAAAGAAAGCUUAAUUUCUAAAUAUUUUUCAAGUCAAUCGGCCCUUUUCAGGGCCA
Molecule: messenger RNA, 466 nt
Organism: Belonocnema kinseyi
Lineage: Eukaryota; Metazoa; Arthropoda; Insecta; Hymenoptera; Cynipidae
Product: histone H2A
Exons: 1
Coding region: 50-424 (124 amino acids)
Cellular component (GO): nucleosome
Molecular function (GO): structural constituent of chromatin; DNA binding; protein heterodimerization activity
Source: RefSeq, a predicted model, not a curated record